This is a messenger RNA of Dibothriocephalus latus, 324 nucleotides long. Lineage: Eukaryota; Metazoa; Platyhelminthes; Cestoda; Diphyllobothriidea; Diphyllobothriidae. The record is from the annotation of a GenBank genome assembly.
AUGCGCCAUAUGCAUACGUUUGCACAUCUUUUCAAGUGGCGCAAAUUGACAGGCAGGCGCGUGCAACAAAAACACCAUCUGUCUGCUGAGGAGGUGGUGGUGGCGGUGGUUGAGGUGAUUCGGAAGGCUCGGGUCGACCUGGGUCGUGAAUACGGGAAAAGCAAAUACUCAUCAAAAACUGUUGUUGUCGAAGCAGAGGCAUUUUGUGCAAAGGGCGACAUCAGUGCUGCAAGACUUUACCAUGUCGAAAGCAAAAUGGACUCGGCAUUUGCUGAACAUUUUGGCAAAUGUCCUGGAUAUUUUGGCGGAGACCUAACGCUCUAA